ACCACCAAACGCAAAACUGCAAUGAGUUCUUUAAAUGCAAGCUUUUCCAAGAAUAUCUCUAUUGUUCGUCCUGAAUACUUUUUCAUCAUUGGACUGUCAGGUAUACCAUACAGCAAUUAUUACUAUAUAUUCUUAUUUAUAGUUUAUUCUAUUACUAUGAUUGGGAACUCUGUAGUGCUUCUCAUUAUUGCUCUUGAAAGAAAUCUGCACAGUCCAAAAUACAUUGGUGUGUUUAACUUGGCCUUGGCUGAUAUUGGUGAAACUAAUGCACUGAUUCCAAACAUGAUGAAGACUUUGUUAUUUGACUCACGAUACAUCUCCUACAAUGCUUGUUUAGCUAACAUGUUUUUUGUGUUUCUCUUCAGUUCUAUGCAGAGUUUCACUCUUGUUGUUCUUGCAUAUGACCGCUUCAUUGCCAUUUGUUUGCCUUUAAGAUAUCAUGCAAUUGUGAACAAUACAAGUACGGUUUUAGUUUUCUCUGCAGUCUGGGCAUUUAAUUGCUCUAUUGUGGCCUUGAUGGUUUCUUUUAUCACCCGACUUUCUUUCUGUGAAUCCACUGUGAUACAGAGUUAUUUUUGUGAUCAUGGACCAGUGCAUAGGUUGGCAUGUAAUGACAACAGAAUUAAUGUAAUCAUUGGGUUUCUUAUCUCAGCUUUAUACAUUGUAGCACCAUUAAUUACUAUAAUUAUUUCAUAUAUGGGAAUUUUUCUUGCUUUAACCAAAAUUACAACUUGGCAAGGACGUUUAAAAGCUCUGAAGACCUGUGUUUCUCACUUGUUGUUAGUAGGAAUUUAUUUCUUGCCCAUAUGCAGCUCGUACAUUGCUGCAUUGUUGGUUUCUCUUACACUCAAUGCAAGGGUCAUCAGCACAUCUCUGGCAUAUGCUAUUCCACCGAUGCUAAAUCCUAUCAUUUAUGUUUUAAACACGGCUGAAAUAAAAUACAUUAUUAAAAAAGCGCUUAAAAACAGAUCUGCGCCAAUCAGAGAAAACACAUCUAAAUGA
This is a messenger RNA of Puntigrus tetrazona (Sumatra barb), 1002 nucleotides long. Its product is annotated as olfactory receptor 1M1-like. The record is from RefSeq and is a predicted model, not a curated record. The transcript has a single exon. Gene Ontology annotation, molecular function: olfactory receptor activity; G protein-coupled receptor activity. Gene Ontology annotation, biological process: G protein-coupled receptor signaling pathway. The coding region runs from base 22 to 1002 and encodes 326 amino acids. NCBI's taxonomy places the organism in Eukaryota, Metazoa, Chordata, Actinopteri, Cypriniformes, Cyprinidae. Gene Ontology annotation, cellular component: membrane.